This is a messenger RNA of Tripterygium wilfordii, 1970 nucleotides long. Its product is annotated as protein ELC-like. Gene Ontology annotation, molecular function: ubiquitin binding. Gene Ontology annotation, biological process: endosome to lysosome transport; protein transport; protein modification process. Gene Ontology annotation, cellular component: ESCRT I complex. The coding region runs from base 64 to 1254 and encodes 396 amino acids. The transcript has 2 exons. Lineage: Eukaryota; Viridiplantae; Streptophyta; Magnoliopsida; Celastrales; Celastraceae. The record is from RefSeq and is a predicted model, not a curated record.
AUAGCUAAACAAAUUUAAAAAUCAAUCAACUAAGUUGAUGAACCUCUCUUUGACUUCUCACCUAUGGUGCCAUCACAGAUCCAGCAGUUCCUCUCCUCCGUACUCUCACAGCGGGGGCCAUCUUCCCUCCCUUAUUCGGAGGACACCAAGUGGCUGAUCCGCAACCACCUGGUCACUCUUACCGGAGCUUACCCGUCGUUGGAACCCAAGACGGCAACCUUCACUCAUAACGAUGGCCGCUCCGUGAAUUUACUCCAGGCCGAUGGUACAAUUCCGAUGCCCUUCCAUGGCGUCACCUACAACAUCCCUGUGGUUAUCUGGCUUAUGGAGUCCUAUCCUCGGCAUCCUCCCGCCGUGUACGUCAAUCCGACUCGCGAUAUGGUCAUCAAGCGGCCUCAUCCGCACGUUAGCCCGUCGGGGCUCGUCUCGAUCCCUUGCUUGCAGAAUUGGAUCUAUCCGAGUUCGAAUAUUGUCGAUCUUGUUGGCGAGUUGAGCAGGACCUUCUCACGAGAUCCACCGCUUUACGCGCAGCGCCGUCCGACACCUAGCCCAAUCCCGAGCACUAGUUUUGGGUCUGGAGGACUUUCGGAAUACGUUAGACCGCCGGUAGUGAUCCAUCAUACUUCUCAUUCGACAUCAACUCCGAGGCCGUACCCGCCUCCGUCUCCUUACGGCGGGUCUGGGAGGGCGCACACUGACGAUGCGGCCGAGGUGUACAAGAAGAACGCGAUUAAGAGGAUAAUGGAGACGGCGCACGGGGAUAUUACGGCGAUGAGGAAGACGAGGGAGGCGGAGGUGGAAGGGUUGUUUAGCGCGCAGGCUGUGUUGAGGCGGAGAGAGGAGGAGGUUAAUAGGGGAUUGAAGGGGAUGCAAGAUGAAAAGGAAGGAUUAGAGGCGCAAUUGCAGGUUGUGUUGAUGAACAUCGACGUUUUGGAGGGAUGGGUGAGGGAGAGUGAAGGGAAGGUCAAGAAUGCUCCCAUUUUAGAUGUGGACAAUGCUAUUGAGUGCACUGAUGUGCUGUCUAAGCAGAUUUUGGAAUGCACUUCUGCGGAUUUGGCUAUUGAGGAUGUUGUGUACUCUUUGGAUAAGGCCGUGCAGGAAGGGGUGAUGCCAUUUGAUCAGUACUUGAGGAAUGUGAGGUUGUUGUCGAGGGAACAGUUCUUUCACCGUGCAACUGCGGCCAAAGUCAGGGCUACUCAGAUGCAGGCUCAGGUUGCUGGUAUGGCUGCUAGGGCUUCCAAUUAUGCUACAUGAAAGUUGAAAGAAUGCAGCUCAAUUUGAAAGUGAACUGUAGAGUUAUAUGGUCAUGAUAUUGUUUGAGGAUCAACAACAAGGAUUUGGGAGGACUCAUUGAUCCCCGAUCAACCAGGUUUUAAAAACCUCUCUGACUGAGGCUUCAGAUGCUGCCAAUUAUCAAUUUAUCAUCAUGCUGUGAGGGCUGUAAAAAUGGCUUAGGGGCUGGAGGCCCGGGCUGAAGAGGCUGAAAGGAAGAGAAGCAGCCAAACAUGAGCUUUUGGAGCGGAAGAAAACUUUAGAAGCCUGCCUUAGUGAAGUCGGAUAGAAAGCUCUGGAAGAAGCCCGCUUGCAUUACGCUGAGGUGCAGAAAAGGAUUGUGAAUGAGUACUUUGAGUUUUGUGAAUGAGUACUUUGAACGGGAAUGGGGUGAGGCCCUGUGUGCUGCUGGGAUUGGAAGAACUCUGGUACCAAGAACAUGUUCUGUGGCCCGAGUCUAAUCUUCCCAAACUAGACCUCAAGGCAAUGCUUGUCAGGGAUAAGAGAGCGAUGGUGAGGAUUUGUGUGUGACCAACUGAACCAGCGCUGAGUGGUGGAAAUCCAUUCGGAUUCACAACUGGUCAGCAACUUAUUGUUUACUUGUCAGGAAAACAUAUUCUUGGGGAUUUUGUCUGACCUACUUUGGAGUUUGGGGUGGAAAACAUUUUAUUAUUUGAUGCUAAAGAUUAUUAAAUCCA